GCCGUGGUGUUCGAGCUGAUGAUGAGGCUGUUCUUCGUCCACGUCCUCGGCCUGCGCCCGGAGACCGUCGGGUGGCGGCGAGGAGAAGUUCGAAAGGCUUCCGAACACUGGAUCUCCGACGGCGUGGCGGCCGACCUCAUGGGCGUGCCCACGGUGUUCGGCCCCCUGGCGGCGGCCUUCGGUCCGGUCGAGGCUCAGGGCCGCGGCUCGCUGCACCCGCACAUCCUCAUCUGGCUGCUGCAGGGUCAGCUGCGCGUGCUCUUGGACAUGCUGCAGCGCGACGAGGCGCGCUUCCAGGAGCGCUUGAACCUGUGGAUGCGGCAGGUGGUGCAGGCCGUGGUCGCCACUCAGCAGAGCGCCGUGGAGCUGCUGCCCCUGCAGCUGCAGGGGGGCGAGAACAAGUGCGGGGUCGAGGUGCCGCCGCUGCCGUUCGGGCCCAACGAGAAGCGGUACUUCAGAGCCGACGGGGGCGCGGAGAUGGCGACUGCAGAGCAGCUCGGGGACGGAGGCGAGACGGAGCCGCAGGAGCUGUGGUUCUACGAGCCCAAGGUAGACGACUACCACAGGGCGAUUCGCCCCGAUCUGCCGCUGCGCAACAACGGCGGCGAGAUCGUGGACGACGUUGCGGCCUGGACAGAGCAGAGGGCCGCGGAGAACAAGGGGUACUGGCGGCGGCCGCUCUCCAGCAGCGCCUCCGGCAUCUUCCCGAGGUACCGCGGCGGGGGCACCCUGGCGGAGUCUCUCCCGAGCGACGAGAGGAUUCGCGAGAUGUGCCGCGACGCGCGCGAGCUCGUCAUCGGCUGCGGCAUCCACGUCUGCAGCCCCUCCUGCUACAAGUACCAUUCCGACAAGACGCGCGGCUCGCAGAUCUGCCGCCACAAUUUCUACAAUCUGGCUCUGCGCGGCUGCAUCGGCAUCUUCCGGGAGACGGACUACGGCAUGGCCGGGCGCAUCGUCACCUUCCAGCUCCACCCCGGGGAGACCUCGACGAAGUACGCGGCGGUCGUCUCGGCGCGGUGCAACGUGGACGUGCAGGACAUGAGACGGGUGCUACCCCCGCGCCUGUGGAUGGAUGCGUCCGAGCUGGAACCGCCGGCGAACGAGGAGGACCGCAAGAGCUACAACCAUGGCCUCUACCCUCAGCGCUACGCCGACUUCUCGGUGGGUGCUCGGGAGGACUGGGGAUGGUUCCAGCAUCUGAACACCACGUCCGCGGAGAAGUGGGACCUCGUCGUAGUCACCGACUGGCACGAGAUCUUCAGGGAGCUCGCGGACCGCGACAGCCCCGCCAUGGACGGUGGCGACGCUGCGCGCGCCGAUCUCCAACGCGACCUGGAGCGGCACGCGCUGGCCACCUUCGUGGACGCCCACAACACGAGCUACUACGUGAACUCGCACACCACGAAGGUGAACCCCAGCAUGGACGACGUGCUCUGCAAGCUCCUCGACGGCGUGCGCCGCCUGAAGAGCCAGUGGGACGACAGGGAGGCGCAGGCCGCGGGCGGCGCCGGCGACGAGGCCCAGUCGACCGCCGCAGGAAAGCGCAAGGAGGAUUUCAAGCGCACGCUGCAGGUGUUGGCCCGCUUCGAGACCUGCUUCCGCAGGGCCUCCUGGAAGAGCGGCAGCGAGAACGACGGUCGCGAUGCCGGGUGGCGCCAGUUGCACGCGCGGAAGGACGAGACGGUGUACUUCCCCGACCCCACGACGGCCGAAGAGGUGCCCGAGGCACCGGGGCCGACUGUCGAGGGCCUCGCGCAGGGCAAGUUCAGGGGCGCAGUGCUGAGCCAGCACGACGACUGGAUGCACCGCGGAGACCACCCUAUUGUCCGAGACAUGAGUUUGUACGUCUACAGCAUCUGGGUGUACCGCGUGGAACUGCCGUUGCACGCCCUUCCGGCCGGGGAGCUGGAUCCCGAGGGCAGCGGGGGUCGCACCCUGCACGUCGACAUCGCCUUCGACUCGUCCUACUCCGCGGCGCGGAACUGGACUCAGAGGCUGGCCGUCGAGCCGCGCAUCCCGAAGGCCGACGGCUUCCAGUUCGUGAGCGCGGAGUCGAACGUGGAGACGCACUAUCUCAUGAAGUCGGUGCUGCUCCGGCCAGUGCACCUGCCGGACGCCGACGGGCCCAACGACACGAAGGAGCUGCGCUACCUCCGCGC
Prorocentrum cordatum is the source of this 2159-nucleotide messenger RNA. The record is from the annotation of a GenBank genome assembly. Lineage: Eukaryota; Dinophyceae; Prorocentrales; Prorocentraceae.